This is a messenger RNA of Pocillopora meandrina, 15868 nucleotides long. The record is from the annotation of a GenBank genome assembly. NCBI's taxonomy places the organism in Eukaryota, Metazoa, Cnidaria, Anthozoa, Scleractinia, Pocilloporidae.
AUGUUUUAUAUUAUUUCUGUAGCGGAGAUAGACCUUUUUGAGGUUUUUGGCAUCAAUUCCAACACGGAAGGCGUAAAUCAAGUUCAGGGCCUUAUUAGAGAGACUGGUAAUGCUUUCAAAAUCGGAAAACACUUGCCUAGAAUGGAAUUGUCGAGGCAAGUCUUAGACACAAUCAGACGAAUGUUGAUCAAAGAAAGACAAAUUGUUGUCGUUGCAAACUUGAAGGUCAAAGAUUUUUCACAUGGAACACUUUUCUCGAUGGACGCCAAGAUCUCAGGUACGUUUUUUAUCGUCAUUCCUUUUUUGUAAUUUGACAGGCUUUAAAUAUCUACAGUUUAGCUCUGUUGGUUCUUCCAUCAACCUUAUCAAUCGCCUUCAGCUAGUGGGCGCGCUUUUCGUGUUGUUCGUGUUGCUCGGAAAUUCGACGGAAUAAAGUAAUUUUUAAACAAUACGUCCGUUGUAUACUUCAUGCUCCCUAACAAUUAAAUUUUGGCAGAGUUCAUAGGAUUCUAUAUGGGUAGAAAUUUCAGUUUGACUGAGUUUUCGCUCGAAAGAAAUAAAAAAGAAAAGAAUUUAUUAAAUAAAAAUAACGGAAUAGAAGAGAGACCAAAAUAUAAUUCGUAGCCAAUUUUUAGAAAAAAAAUUAGUGAAAUUAGCUCCUGUAAUUUAAGUUUUAAAAAGCUGUGUAACUUGUGAUACCAUUGUAUGUAGUGUUGGUAUUGUGAUGUAAAUAGUGUUAGUGUUUUUAAUGUAAGUACCAGAAAUGUAAGUGAAGUAUCAUUGUAAUUAAUGCAUCUACUGUAACGUAAGUAGUGUCUUUUUUGUAACUCUGCAAGGAGUUUUUUGUUUUGUUUUUUCCGUUUUUGUUCUGUUUUGUUUUUCUUUUGUAAUUAAAUAAUUUUAAAAAAGAUCAGUUUUACAGUUAUAUAUCUAGAAAUAUUGAAGAAGAGGAGGAGGAAUUUUAAAUAGCUUGUUCACUUCACCACAAAGUAAACAGGGGAAAAAAUAGUAGCUAUUGCAUCAUUUUUUCUCUUCAAUAAAUGGGAGUGCUGUAAAAGAAAAAAAUAUCCCCAAAGGUUUCAUAGACAAUAAGCUCACUGAUUCAAUUGCCUAUUUAGGGAAAACUUUACUUUCCGUAUGGAUAAGCUGUUAUCGGACUUGUCGGCUGGGCAUUACCUACCAAACAUCAGAGUUGAAAAUCCGGGAGGCUUCAUUUCACCAUAUCGGAGCGUUAUCUGAUGGUAAAUGGCACAAAAUCGCAUUGCACAUUUUCCCGCACAGUCAUCCCAAGAAAACACUUGCGGGUCUGUACGUGGAUUGCAAGAUGCGGGGUCGAAGACAGCUGUUAACGCAGAUAGAGGAAUUUUUCCCAUCUUCCUCAAAAAUUUCUCAGGAUAUCGUGUUCCUAUUUGGGAGGAGAAGUGGAAAGACAGACAGUGCAAUGCUAACUUGGAAGGUAUGGACAAUUAUGGUGCAGUGCAUGAUAGAGAGGGUACAAAUUUAGCGUGAAGCACUAAAGAUACAAUCGCAGUAGACACUGUUAGCGCCCUGGAAUCCGUAAUGGUAAGCUCGGAUUCGAGCCUUGGGUUCAUGAAUGAAAAAAAACAAACAAACUAACUUUUCGGUAACUACCAGUACUUUGGAAAAACGACCUCGCGUCAGUUUCUCUUUUUUUCGUUUUUUCUCGAACAGGACAGUGCUGCCUCAAUUAAUUGAGGAUUGAUUUUUCAAUGAAUUAAUGACACAUUCCACUUGAAGGAAUGAAAGGCUGACGAUCAUUUGUUUUUCUUUUUUCAAGGGAAGCCUUCAAAACGUCAAGUUUGUGUUUGACAAGCAAGUGGAAGAGUUGAUGAACAGCACAAGCUGUCUGCCUCCCAGUCCGUCUGAUUUGUUAGAGGGUGAAGGGGAACUCUUUUCUGCUGGUAAUUUGUACAUCAGUAACGUUCCUAACACAUUUCGUAUGUCUGCUGAUAUCCGUUCUUUUCAAUUCAUAACAACGGCUUUCUCUGGCUCAAACUUGGGACAAAGAGAAAAAUCUUAGACUUUUGGAUUCCGCUCUCCGGUGCUCUCCCACAAUCUUUAUAUGAGAGCUCUAUGGUGAGUUAGGCCAGUAAUAUAAUGAGUUCAUAGGCGACAUGUACGUUUCCUGCAUAGCUCUAGGAUCAUAAAUUUUAAAAGCAUCAUGUUAGUAACAAGAAUAAGAGGAAGGGUAGAUCUUGGGGUCGGUCGUUGAGCGCAGGAAGACGGAUUUAUUUUGUCAAGAACAUGAAACGAAGACAAAUUCUGAAUCUCCCACAAGGAAUCCACGUGAUUGACAGAUUUCUUUCCUGUUAGGUUCCUUGUACUCUCCCCAGAUACGAGGCCAGCCUAGGACGCCAUCGCUGGCAGCCCCGGGGGCGCCUUCCUUGCAGUAUUCCACUCAAGAUUUGAUGAUGGUCCUGGUCAAUAUGCAGAAAGAGGCACAGAGACGAGAGGAGAGUCUGCAGAGAUCACUGCUGCAUGUGAAGGAGAGAUUGCAGUCCCAAGUAAGCCAAGAACAUUUCUAAAUUAUCAUUUGAAGCUUUAGUUCUAUAAGAGAAGAGAGGGGAAGUUAUGGACAGCUCAAGAUUGAACAGAAUUGCGUUCCUUUCAAGGAUUUGGAAUUUACAACACAAAGUGGCUUAGGUUAAACCUUAGAUUUACUUGAGUUAUGCUGUUUGUCCCAUUUGUCUUUCAGUCUGACGACCUGACGUCAAUUAAGAAAACUCUUGAAAGCGGUGUUUGCUCCAGAAGGGCUUUCUCGCCAGGAAGAGAAAAUGGUAAUGAUGAAGCUUAACGACUAAAUUUAAAUAGAUAACCAAUUCGGUAAACCUUAAGCAAAAAGAGUCGGUUUUUACAUCCUUAUACUUGAGAUCAAUUCUUAAUAUUCGUUACGAGGAAAUCUGCCUCAAAACUUUGAAUUUUUUUAAGUUGCACUACGAUUGCCUUUCAUACAUAAUAGUGUUGUUGAGUUUAGAUUGACGUUUUGCUGAUUUCUCUUUCUUGAUUUUGGUUUCAUAUUUCAGUGGACAAGUGUUCCUUGAAGCCUUGUUUCCCGUUUGUCGAAUGUGUGAAUACGCCUGAUGACGGGCUUGGGUUCAAGUGUGGCGAGUGUCCGCCGGGAUACACUGGGGACGGGAUGAGAUGUGAUGACGUUGAUGAGGUAAAUAAACAAAGAUGAGAUACGAUAAAAUAGGGUAGGAGAGGAUAAAGGGAAGAGAAGAGAUAAGACGAGAUGAGAAGAGAAAACAUGAAGAGAAACCUUGUUUAUAUAGCAAGUCUGAUAACGAUCAAUCAAGUAGGGUUUUAUCCGUUUUAUUGUUCGAUACUCGCUGAGCAAACACAACAACGUUAGCAUGUUAGCCUCAGACUGAUGGAAAACUUCAAACAUGAUUCAAAAUGAGCUGCAGAUCUCUUUGUGGUUAAAACUGUUUGGAGGCAUUAUAUAAUAAGAAGUUCGUCUCCUCCUCGGGCGUUCUACCAAAAAUGUUUCGUUCUUUUAAACUUUUACACGGGUCCUUAUUAAUUCAUAGUGUGUUACUAAAGCAGACCAAAAGGAAACACGGGAACAACCUUGAAUAACUCCUGGCCAUUGUCCUUGAGACACAUAAUUGAGUGAAUCGAAAACUCGGGACACCUAGGUUUUUUCUGACCAAACUUGUCUGAACCAUGAUUAAAAUUUGUUUUAUUACUGUUUCUUGGGUCACUGUGAGGAGUUCAAAGAAUUUCAUCCCGAAUCUGAAAGAGCAUGGGGUAAAUGCUAGUUUACACGAGAAGGGUCUGGUAUAGCGCGUAUCGAGGCAACAAUCUUUAUGGAAUAGCUCGCGGUACUUAUAACAGUGGUUCUUUCUCUUCUUUUUAACGUAUUUUUGCAUCUGAUACAAUAUUUACGAGAACAUAAACAAUAUCAUUACCCUAAAAGUAUUCUUACAAAGCCGAUUGAUUGGUCCAAAGACAUAUCCGUAAAAAAAUGUAUCAAAUCAACACAAAGGAUAGCUUUUCUUCUUUUGGAUCACAAAGCAGAAAUAAAUUUACUUUUCUCGUUGACCCAGAGAGCUUGCUUUUUGCUUUUUCUCCAGUCAAAUAAAUCCAUUCCUAUGUUAUGGAAUGUCACGUUUUUCUGUAUACUUUUCUUUUUUUGUGGAUUUUGCUACAAAAUCUCGAAAUUAAUGUUCUCUCUCGCAGUGGACAGUGUUGCAGCUAGAAAUUGUGGAACGUUUUUUUAAUUAAGUUUUCGUAUACAUAAAAGUACAACAGAGGACGAAUUGUCCAAUUGAGAUCUCGUUAUCUUUAGAGAAGCAGCUUUAUGUGGAUUAGGUUUAAGGUUCUUCUGUUGCAUCUAAAAUAGAUAAUAAUCAACAAAAGUAUGCAGAUAUUUUUAAAAUAACUUGCAAAUUUUUUUAAAUGAACAUACUUUUUUGCCAUCGCAUUGAACGUAAUACCGAGAAAAAGGUCGAUUGAAUCAGAAAAGAUGUUGGCCUAUACUUAGGAAAGACAGCCUUAAAAGGUAUGACCGCUUCACCGAUGAAUUUCAAUUUGCCUUACCAAAUCUCAUCAUCAACGAAGUUGUCAUCUUCGCCUAUUCCAUAUUUGAUGUGCUGGCAAAUCGUCGGUACAUGCCGUAAAACCAAGACAUUAAAAUGAGUCUGAAUUUGAAGUAUUCCGGACACUCUAUGAAUAACUAGAGGACUGUCAAACCUGCACAAGCUGUAUCCCCCUUCCUUACGAUAAACAGCUUUUCCCGUUGAGAAGGGUAUAAAUCGGUCAUUGUUUAGUAAACUGACCCCGUUGUGCUGCAUUAAAGCGCCGAAACAUGCGUCUUCGUUGGGGAAUAACUUCACAACUUUUAAAGCGGUGGAAAGAUUUUUCAGCAGAUUUCCACUAAACACAUAGCCUGCCCCGGCUGCGUACGGGGGAUACGUCGGCCGGGGAUAGUCUUUUUCCGACACAUAAAACUUGCUCUCUUUAUCCCGAUAGGGUUCCUUAGCAAGGAGAGCAGCCCCCACGUAUAGAGGAGUAUUUCUUGAGUACAUGCGGUCGUAUUUCUUGAGCAAUUUAAUAACCUCAAGUAUGUUGACGAACGAGUCUUCAUCUGCCUUCAAAAUGUACCUUGCCUGACAGUGUUUAGAUGCCCAUUCAACUCCAAAAGCCAUUUUUCUUGAUAAAUUUCGGUACGAAUCGAUGAAGUUUCCAAAUACCAAAUCUUUGUGGUGAUUUGCCUCGACCUCAAGCAGCUCAUCUAAGCGUUUAUUCUGCGUAUGUCCAAUGAGGAAAACCGUUUUCCACAAACUAAAGAGAGAAAGACAAGGAAAAAUAAGGCAAAGUCAGGAGCAAAUCUCAGAUACAAUUUUUAUUUUCUCCUGUUCAUUUUGUUAUCAUAUUUUUUUGGUACAUGCAGAAUGGCCCUUUUCCUCGAUUGCCAUAAUCCAGAGUUUGUACGUACAGGGCCUAAAAUGGCUUCACGUGACAAUGUCUGAGCAAAAGAAAACAGAUUUGGCCAAGAGAAUAUGAUAUUCUGUUGAUUUGGAGGGUUUGGUUGUUCAAUUGUAAGAAAUUUAUCUAUUCAUUUUAACUAAAGACACUGGAGGCGAGAUGACCGAAAUAUUGACAGAUAUUGCAAUUAAAUGAAGAAGACUCAAAUUAAAGUUUCAACGCAAUCUGGGGGAAUGUUAAACUACCAACUCAUUACUAGUGAAGAUGCGUAUUAGAUGAAACACGAACGAAAAAUUGAAACUUUUGUUUACGCACUCGUGUAAAUUGAAAAUUGAUUAUAAAUGAGCUGGUACUUUGUAAUAAAUUACCCUCAUCAAGUAACGCAAAGUAAUUAAAUGUUAAAGCACGGAAUCUGAAAGUAAUUUGUAAAAAGUUGUCUAAGCCAAAAUUUCAUGUAGAUUUCUACCGGACAAAUUACAAUCUUUUCAUCGACUCGCCUGACCCCGCAUUUACUGGAUUUCUACUAACCUUGGGUUUAACUGCUCCCCUACGUUUGCUGCAUUGAUAGCAUUUUGCGGUCGCCCCCAACUAAGACGUAUGGCUUCUCUUUCCAUGAAGUUCUGCGGCGUUGUAUGAACCUCGAUCAAGAGGAACGGUGUGGGCUGACAAUCAGGAAAGGCGAUGGAAUUUCUCCUAUAUCUGCCUUGCUUCUUAUGAAAUGCAGCUUUCUGAUAAGUUUUACCGACAGUUUCUUCCUUAGCUUCAUAUCGUCUGAAUGUUUCUUUGAUCUCUACUCGCAGAGCUUUCAGAAAAUUAUAGCUACUCGGCGCUUUUUCAUGAAUUAAGACAGUUACAGUUUGGUUGCCUUUUUUGACUAGUGAUUUUUCAUGGUGUUGAUAAACCAACACGAAAACAUUCCCAACUGCAAUCAGGAAGACUAGAAACGGUAGAAUUAUGAGUUUUCGCUUGAACGCAAGUCUCAUGGUGAUAGGUACCAAAUAAAACGCCGAAAUGCCAAAAGAAAAUCGAAGUAUCAGUAUUAUGAAUUUAAAGACGAACUUCUUUGAACCUUUAAAGCGCUAAAAAUUGCCUUUAAAAGCUUAACCAAAGCAAACAUUAUGACAAAUAUAAUUGGCAGAUAACUAAGGAAUUACUCUAGGAGCAAAAUGUUACCAUGGAAAUUUGUGACGGUUUAACGACCCUCUUGUUAAUUUGCAAAAAAAUAUUGUCUCCAAUUUGUCAAUGAUCUUGUUUCGUUUAAAACCGAUCUAUGUCAAAUUAUUUCAAGCGUAUAAUAGCGCCUUUUUCUCGCUUCGAUUCUCUCUCUAUUGUAUCAAAUCGCUGAUGGAGCAGACUGAAUUAGCUUCACCUGUCGAGUAAAGCUGCCACAAAAAUAUCAUUAUAGAUACAUGUACAGUAGCAAACGAUGAAAGAUCUCAAAGAAGAUUAAUAACUCGGAAGAAAGUAGCUAUGUAAGGAUAUCUUUUCUAGUCUCACACAUCAUUGUUAUGUCAUUAGGAUGGAGUGGGAGUUAAAUUAUUUUGUGUGUUUGUCACGUUUCGCUUUGUUUCGUUCUUUGUGGUUAUUAUUUGUUUAACGUUACACCACAACUCUCCUUGCCUGAGCUAACAUUCAACCAGGUUAUUACACAAUUUCAGUUAAGCCGAAAAAGGUUCAUGUUCUCAGCUGAUACCGGAAGUAUUUAUAAAAUAACUGAGAUGUUAAACCUAUCGUUUAUUAGUAAAGUUAAAAUCACUUCAGGCAUAGACUUUUUAAAAUUUAUCUCGGUUUACCGGUGUAAUUACCCACGCAGGAUAUCGGGAGAAAAGGUUAAAAUAUUGUAAAUCACGAGCUGGAGCGAGUGAUCUACAAUUUGCAAUCUUUUCUCGUGUUUUUCCAUCCCGCGUGGGUUAUUAAGCCGGUGAACCGAGAGGAAGUGCGGUGUAUUGCCUAAAUGAAACUAUUUGGAAAAGAUAACGAAUCAGCGCGUCAGUUUCAGACCGAUUUUUCUCAGUUAUCACUUGACGACUAAGCGUAUCCUUGUAGAUGAUGUCUUAGGGACUUUUCGCGCGGUGCGCGGUGAUGCAAAAUCAGGUAGUCUGCUGAAUAGGCGCUAAAUUUUUUGCGUUCACAGGUGAGAGGCUUGACUUUCCCUAUGCUCUCUCCUCGCUUUCGCUAAGCGCUACCUUUCCUCCAAUUGCCUGAAAAAAAAGAAUUUUAUUCGCUGUUAUGCACGCUUUAACCUAGGAUGUGUUACGAGUAUACCCGCCGUAGAGGAAGAAAUUUCAUUCUCAUUUUGUCGUUCUGUUUUCUCGUCAGUGUUUAUAUUCGCCCUGUUCACCGCAUGCCACUUGCACCAAUCUCCAGCCGGGGUUUAAGUGCAGUGCAUGCCCUAAAGGAUUUCUGGGUAAUUCUACCGUGGGCAUCGGCCGGGACUUUGCUGAACACAUCAAACAGGUAAACUCAAUUUUCCAUUUUUAGCAAAUUUUAUUCCCGAGCGACAAGGUUCGUAAACUCCAAUUUACUACGGCUGACAAUUUAGUGUUAAUCCUCUUUGAAUUUUUUACCUCCAGCUUUGUCACGACGUAGAUGAAUGCAAUGACGGUAGAAAUGGCGGUUGCUCUGUUUUUUCCACAUGCAUUAAUACACAAGUAAGUUAUUAAUAUUGAUAACGUUUAAAAAAAAAUUACGCGCCUCUGAUUGGCUGAAAACGUGGGCAUUCCCAUAUAACACGAGUGCAAAGUUGUAACACGAGUGCAAUUACAAAUAGCGCGCACUCGCUUUCAAAAUUUCGUCUGUCGAGACUCUCUAUGAUGUUUUUUCAUAUACAGUAUUAACAAGUAUUCACAUGAUUUCUCUUGCAAUUUGGUGUAAUAAGCACUUGUAAAUUUUUUCAAAGACUAUAAAUCGCACUUGCCCCACGGGCUCGUGCAAUUUUGUUGCCUUUGAAAAAUUUACUUGUGCUUAUUUACAACGAAUUGCACUCGAAAUCAUGUUAUUACCUAAAGUAUACAAACAUUGUCAUAACCAUCAUCAUCUAAACUAUACUGAAUUAUUACGGUCAUUAUCAAUGUCAUUACCAUUAUUAUUUUUAUUAUUGCCAUCAUCAUCAUUAUCAUCAUUAAUACUUCUUUCUAACUGAGUACGAAGUCCCUAUUGUAUGUUACGGAUCACGUGGGCGGAAAAUAACGAAGCUCCGUAACAUACUGCACGAACGAGAAAACGAUGCUAGUAAGAUAUUCUUUCUAUCUCUGAAUUCAAGCAGGGGAGGGGGGAAGCUUUUAAUUUAAGCUAACUUUUAAAAUUAGCAGCAAGGCCCGCUAAAUUGACCAAUCAUAGCGCACAUGCUAAUUGAGAGAUAUAAUAAUUAUUGUUAUUACCAUUAUCACCAGCAAAACAGUGAUGAACUGAAAGUCUGUUUUUUCCUUUCAGGGAUAGAUCUAACCUGGAAAAUGAAUAAAUAGAUAGAUGAAUGAGUAGAUAUACGAAUAAGAGAGUGAAAUUCUCUUCUAACCUCUAAAAUUGUAAUUUUAAUGAGGGACACUUUUUCUUGCCUCAUGGUAAGUCCCUGCUUGGAGGCCCCAUUGUUCCGGGGUGAUAGCCUGAGUAAGAGAGUCGCAUUUUCUUCAUUAUCUCUCCGUAUGAGAUAAUUAACAGAUGACGCUCUUAAUUGAUGGACUUAAAUUUCAUUUUGCAGGGAAGCUAUUCUUGUGGUGCAUGUCGGGAUGGAUAUGUCGGAGAUCCUCACAGUGAAUGUGUUCGCGUCAAGUUUUGUUCAGGUGAUCCCAAAACAAAUCCUUGCGGCCGAGGAGCGGAAUGUAUACCAACCAAGGAAGGAGCAGCUUUUGAGUGCAGGGUAAGAGAAACUGUCUCAAAAUUUAUUUGUGAUUAUUUUUUUUCUCAUCCUGUUCUCAGUUUUUUGGUCCUUUCCUCACCCAUGCAUGUCUUACUUUGUUUCUAAGGAGGGAAAAGAAGGAGGAAUCCUGGUAACGAGUUAAGGUUCAAAACAUGUGCGGCGCAAAAUUAUGGAAAGAAAUCGUUUGUUGCGUUUGUUGCGUUUGUUUGUUUGUUUGUUUCUAAUUGUAUAUUGCUAUUUACCCAAAGACUUAAGUUAGUCAGGUAAAAAGUAUAAAAGCACAUUUUGUGAAAAAUUAUUGCUUUGGUUUGCUUGCGGUUACUCCCACCCAGGCUCAGUUGCGGUAUAUUUAUAGUAUGAUGGGCGAAACUGCGCUGACCUGGCCAUGUUCAUUGUUCUUCUCAUUACUUCUGUUAAUUUUAACAUCGGUCUUCCUUUUAACAGUGUAAACCUGGCCUGGCUGGAAAUGGAUUCGUGUGUGGUAAUGACCAGGAUAUGGACGGAAUUCCGGAUGAGAAGUUAAGCUGUACUGGAGAUCCUCGUUGUAUGAAGGUAAAACCACUCCGGCAAAAAAUGAAAACACUAAACCAUCGUUUCCUGUGGGAGCUUGUGACUGUCGUGGUUUACUUAGUCUAAAGCCCUGGACACGUUUUAUAGGAAAAUGUGUCUAUUCAUUCGGAAAAUUAUGACCUAUAACCUUCAAAGAAGCUUGUGGCUCAACAAUUCCCACUUUUAAAACUUGACCUUAAAAAUUAAUAAUCAAUCUUCGUUUAUUUCAUUCUUUUAGGACAACUGUAGAAAUGUUCCAAAUUCGGAACAAGAAGACGUGAACAAAAAUGGUGUGGGAGAUAUGUGUGAAUUGGACGUGGAUGGUGACAGAUUGGCAGAUUUUAGGGUAAUUGGUUAUGUGUCCAUGUUAGGGAAUAGUUCUUUAAGUCUCUCUAGUGCAGGAUUGACGAAGCUGACAACAUCUUCUAUUAAUUGCAAACGAUCGUGAGGAUGUUUUGGUGUAUGUGAAUGGGGGACCGUCGAGGCCAUCAAACUCAAAUAAUAAUCUUUUAAGACUCCAGAUUCCUUUUAGCCACACCCCAUUAUCCAGCACAGGCCCUGUUAGGCCAAGUGAAUGCAUGUCCCUUCCCCGUCUAAGGACUUUUGAAGCUGCAUUGACUACAAGGAUGAGUCCACUGUCUUUUAUACCAAUCAAACCGUUCUGAGCUCUAAUUUACUCCACUUUUCAGUGCUCGUUUUAUAAAGCAUCACUUCCUCAGUUUUCGUGGUCACCGGAGAAGAUAAAUCGUCCUUAAGUUUUGAGUUUUUACGUAAUCUGACUUUAUCACACUCGGGUAAUAGACAGUGAAUUGAACACAUUUAAUAUUUAUCACACUCGCGCUAAGAGACUGUGAAUCGAACACACUUAGUAUUUGUCACACUCGGGCUAAGAGACAGUGAAUUGAACACAUUUAGUACUUGUCACACUCGGGCUAAGAGACAGUGAUUGAACACAUUUAGUAUUUGUCACACUCGCGCUAAUAGACAGUGAAUUGAACACAUUUAUUAUUCUUGUAGGACAACUGCCCGCAUGUUUUCAAUAGAAAUCAGAGAGACACAGAUCGUGACGGGAUCGGGAAUGAUUGUGAUAACUGUCCAGACAUUCCGAACCGUGAACAAAACGACGCGGAUGGUGAUGGGAUAGGGGAUGCUUGUGACCCUGACAUAGAUGGAGAUGGUAAGCAGUGCCCGACCCCCUUCCCCAAUCAGACCUGUUGGUUUUUUUUUUUUUCUUUUACUUCCCGUCUGAAACCAAGAAAAAUUUAACGACAUGGUCGCAUUUUACCUCAAAAUGUACUCAUCUUGAAAUAUGUCUUUUUCCAUUAAGGUUGUGUCAAACAAAACUGUCUGUGUUUUCAGAAUCUAAAUUUGGACUUCUACCUAUUAAAAAUCUCUUAAUCCGCCCAACGUAACUUAUGUUUAGGGUGGGGUGCGAAAGUUUGAGAUCAGAUAAACAAGCAGGAUAUUUCAAAGCACUAAUCGACCUUCCUCUUUCUCUGUAGGCCUCAGAAAUAUCUUCGAUAAUUGUCCUGCGGUUCCAAACAGAAAGCAAGCAAAUAAGGAUGGUGACGCUUUCGGAGACGCGUGUGACAACUGCCCCUUCACACCCAAUAGUAAUCAAGUAUGAAGGCUGUUCGUCAGAGUUGAUACAUUUCUCCUGUUUACAUCUCUUUUUAUGCUCUUUCUUUAGUUACUUUCCCGUUCAUUUCCCAACUCCUAGUCGAAAGGAAAGGUCUGGAUUCCAAGCAAGGGUGGAACAUUUUGUUAGGCGUGAUACUUCUCAGCAUUAUACAAUGCCUUUCUCCAUUCAGCACCCAGAAGUAGAAAUGGGUACCAGCAAAAAUAUCAGGACAAUAUGAUGAAUUUAUGAAUUUGGUUUGAGGGGGGAAAAGCGGUCACCUUCGAUGAGCGAACAUUUCUUUCAGAAACACUACUGGUAACUUUAUGCUAAUGAAUCCCCAGCUAAAUCCGGAAUAAGUUCCUGCAGUACAGAGCCAGUUGUUCCUUUCUUUCUUUCAUCUCCCCCCCUUCCCCUCCCCCGUAUAUAUAUAUAUAUAUGCGUUGUCCUCGACAGUUUUUGUCAGCCUCCUACUUCAUCUUUUCAGUCUUUCACUCUUGCUCUUCAUCUAUGUUCUCCUUAACCUCUUGAGGCGUCUCUCUGUUUGAUUGACCAAAUUCAUUCCUUUGCCAGAUUGACAAAGAUAAUGACGGCUGGGGUGAUGCUUGUGACGUAGAUCGCGACUAGUAAGUAUAAUUAACCAAGAUUUGAAAUCCAAUUCUCGCAAUUAGUGAACGUGUACUUGUUUGAUGGCCAAUUAUGGGAUUUAGAAUUACUUCAAUUCAAUGUUCUAUAAAUUUCUUUAUUCUCAUUAACCCCCUUCUGUACACUGUAUUAGAAUGUUAUGGAGAAUGAAUGAAAUUAAAUUAAAUUAAAGGAAUUUUAGAUGUUAUCUAAAGUCUAUAAAUUGUUUUUGUUGUUGUCAAUGUUUUUAUCUAUUUAGAGGGAAGUUAUCACGGCCAAUGUAAACAAGUUCUCAAUAUACUCUUUCUUUCAGUGACAGUGACGGCAUAGGGGACAAGUUUGAUAAUUGUUUGAGUCAGGAAAACCCAGAUCAACUGGAUGCUGAUCAGGAUGGAAAUGGUAAGAAAGCAAUUCUCAAGUUUUUCAGAGGGUUUGAAAGGGAGGUGUAGCCAGAAAACAGAGUGUUUUUUGAAAAGGCUUAGUUAUUAGUUAUCAGGAAAGGCGCUUCGUUCCUUCGUUCCAACGAUCCUUCGUCCCUUUGUCCCUUCGUCUCUUCGUUCCUUCGUUUCUUUGUCCUUUUGUCCCCUCGUCCCCUCGUCCCUCGUCCCCUGGUCCCCUCGUCCCCUCGUCCCCUCGUCCCCUCGUCCCCUCGUCCCCUCGUCCCCGUCCCCCCGUCCCCCGUCCCCCGUCCCCGUCCCCUCGUCCCCGUCCCCUCGUCCCCUCGUCCCUCGUCCCCUCGUCCCCUCGUCCCUCGUCCCCGUCCCCUCGUCCCCUCGUCCCCUCGUCCCCUCGUCCCCUCGUCCCCUCGUCCCCUCGUCCCCUCGUCCCCUCGUCCCCUCGUCCCCUCGUCUCCUCGUCCCCUCCACUCCCCCACCCCUCCAACCUCCGUCACUUCGUCCCUCCGUCCCUCGUUCAUUUGUCCUUCGUUAAUUUAUGCGACAUACUAGACUAAGUGAUUGAACGUUUGCUUCUGCCUAAGGUGAUCCAUGCGAUAGCGAUGACGAUGGAGAUGGGGUACCUGAUUACAGGGACAACUGUCGACUGGUGUUUAAUGUCGAUCAAAAGCAAACCAAAAGUAAGUUAUAUCACAUGUACGUCCCUUUUAAACCUUUUUUGAUCAAACCUAAACUAAAGCAGUUACAGUACACAUUGAAAACACCGUAUUUGCAAAGCGAGCCAAUCACCAAGAAUUUGGAAACGGACGUCACUUGUGUCAAAAGCUGGAGAAUAUUUGAACGGUUUUUCCGGUAGACAUUUAUACUCUGGUGUGGAAUUGAACAAGGUGUCUUACUCAAAGACACAAGGCAAUGACCUGAUUAACCCCACUUCAGCGCUCCUACAUGCUGAGCUGCAUUGUCAUUCUGUUUCUAGGUGAUACAUACGGCGAUGCUUGUAUCGAAGACUUUGAUGGUGAUGGUGUGCACGAUAAAGAAGAUGCCUGUCCAGUCAACCCCAGAAUAACGCGAACGGACUUCUCUUUGUACCACACUCUGGCUAUUGACCCUGAAAGCACCAAACAAGAAAGGCCCAUCUGGAAAGUCAACAAAAAGGUAAUAUGACAUAAUCUUGUGAAGGAAAUUCUGGAGGAAGAUGGGAUCUGUGGCUGGGAGAAUUUAAAACGAAUGUUUGAAUUAUUCAAUGUAUUGUCCUCGAUUGAGAAGCGUGCAUCUAUUUGGUCAAAAAUUACGUCAUGUUUUUACCAUAACCGUCUCAUGCUCAACUCGUUCCCAGUCUCUUAUCUCUUCCUCGAGGGUGGAGAGGACCCUGGAAACGAGGUUGACCCCAGGUGAGGGAAUACAACACUGAGGCACCCUCUUUCAAAAAUGGCCUCUGCGUGAUUUUUUUUGAUAGAUUAACACAAAAUAAAGCUGUUGCCUUGAUAAUCACCUGAGGAUUUUUAUUGUAACUGCUAAAUCGUCUCUGACAUUUUGAUAAAUAUACCGGCUGUAGGUGAUCGCCUUUUAUGCCCGGUUUGUUAGCCCGUUUAUUAAUUUCCACAGAUUGUUUAUUUUUGUUUUGUUUGUCAGCUGCUCCCGUUUACCAGGUAACGAUGAAAAAAGAAAUAUACAGAGAGAAUUUAAGGCACUGACUGAAGUCUUACCCUUUUUUUCUUCAGGGCAAUGAAAUACAGCAAGCUGUGAACAGUAUCGCGACAAUGCUUAUUGGUAAUUGGAAAUAAUGGAUUUUUUUAUCAUACUUUUGCAGUGUCAUGCCCCUCCUCCCCGCAACAUUUUUUGCCAAUUUCAAUAGCCGUGUUACUGAGAAUUUGAAAUGCCUACUUGGGUAUGAUUGGGGAAAUAAAAACUACAAUCUAUUUUCUUUGGAUGACAGCCUCUGUUUUAGUAGCCUGCUUAGGUGAAAAGGAUAAAAUCCGCUGAUCAAAAUGAUUCAUUUCUUGUUCAGGAAAGCAGAUAUUCCGUGACGUGGAAUACAGUGGUACAUUCUUUGUGAACACAGAAUCUGACGACGACAUCAUAGGCAUUGUCUUUGGAUACCAAAGUCCGAAAAAAUUUUUUGUGGCCUCAUGGAAACAGAAGAGGCAAAUCUACUGGGACACUAGACCGAUAAGAGCGACGGCAGAGUCAGCAGUCAAUAUCAAGGCGAGUGACUGUGGUAUUCCUGUGGUUGUCCUAAAUUUAGAAUAUAAUGCGAAGAAAGGAAAGCCCUCGUCGAAAAGCCCUGUAUUGUAUAUCCAUCCCAUAUAAGUUAUUUGAUUACUGCAAUUGGUAAAAUUCUGAAAUCCUUUUAAUUUUUAGUUUUUUCUAAUUUUUAUGAUUUGUUUAUUUAUUUAUAUUCUAGAAAAUUAACUCUAUAAGUGGUCCGUCGCGCAUGCUGCGGAAUGUUCUUUGGCACACGGGAAACGUCUCACAUGAGGUUAGUUUUAACUGCUGUUUUAUUUGAGGGUUACGCACGUGAGUGUUUCAAGCUUAAACUUAGGUUUAUUUGGAAUUGUAGCACAGUGAUAUUAGUCGCUAAAUAAAUCUGAUAGAGAUUUACAUACUUAUUAUAAUCACACUUUUUACUCAUCCCGUUGAGAAUUUUCAGUGCCAUUUUUGGUGGGUAAUAUAUUGAAGGUUUUCAGAGAGCUUUCCUUUUCCUCUAACUGUUAUAAUUACUAUCAUAUCAGCAUCAGCAUCAUCAUCAUCAUCAUCAUCAUCAUCAUCAUCAUCAUUGUAGUCGCUAUCAUGAUCAUCACCAUGAUAAAUAUCUUUAUCAAUAUUAUAAUCGUUAUCAUUAUUCUAUCACUGUAAUGCAUUGAAAUGUUCAGAGCACCUUUAAAUACCAAACUUGCUCCCCCACUCACUCAUAAAACGACACUUGGUGUCACUCUUCCGGACAAAUUUUUAAGGUAAAGGCUGAUUCAUCUCAUAUUCUUCUCUUUUCUCAGGCGACUCUUCUCUGGAAAGAUCAACAGAAUGGUCACGGCUGGCAUGAUAAGACAGCUUACCGAUGGCAACUGGUUUAUAUGCCGUCGAAAAGUACCAUGAGGUAAAAACCAUUGGCCCUUCGUUGAUCUCCAGUUUCCCGAAACAAACAAGCGUUCCUAUCUUAGGAACUAAAUUUUAAAGUUUUUUUUUUUCACUCGUUUGCUCUUCAGGUUAAAAAUUUGGCGAAAGUACAACAAGCUAAUGAUGGAUAGCGGUGUGAUAAAAGAUCCUGAUAUUCGUGGAGGUAAACUCGGCGUGAUGUGCUUUUCACAAGAGAAAAUCAUCUGGUCUGCGAUAUCUACACGUUGUCUGGGUAAGAGAAAUCGGAAACUAUUAUGUUGA